This is a messenger RNA of Ichthyophthirius multifiliis, 837 nucleotides long. RefSeq lists its product as hypothetical. NCBI's taxonomy places the organism in Eukaryota, Ciliophora, Oligohymenophorea, Hymenostomatida. Gene Ontology annotation, molecular function: heme binding. Gene Ontology annotation, cellular component: membrane; intracellular membrane-bounded organelle. The record is from RefSeq and is a predicted model, not a curated record. The transcript has 3 exons.
AUGUAAAAAAGCAAUAACUUAAAAGAUAAAAAAUUAAAAGACGAAGGCCUUUAAAAAUAAAAAUCAAAUCAAUUUUUCCAACAUAUUUUACGUAUACAUUCUCAUAGAUACUUUAGAAAAAUACUCUUUAUAAUCAUUUCUAUACACUUACUUACAUUCAUAUCUCCAUUUACAAGUCUAGCACUAGAAAUACCUGCAAUUAUAUACUAUAUAUUCAAACAGACAUAUGAUAUAUGGCCUUUUCCUACAUAUGCAGUUACAAGUAGUGAAAAUUAAAUCUAAAUAGCGAACUUAAUAUAUAAGAUUUUAGAAAUAGUGGUUUAAUUACUAUAUACAAUAGAUCUAUUACCUAAAAUAUUUAUUUGGAAAAAACCUUUAUGGUGGAAAUCUUUAAACGUAUUAGUAGUUACAUUGAUGGUUAUUUUAGUUCCUUUUACAAUUAGAGAAUAUUAGCUUUAUGGGUACAGUAUUGAAAGACUUAAGUUCAGAGUUUGUUCUAUAGGGCUUUCUUUUCUAUUAUUAUGUGAAAUCAUGUCAAUUAGAGAAUGGAAAACACUUAAAUUUGAAGAACUUAAAAAAAAUAAAAAAUAAUCUGAUUAAAAAUAAAACGAAAAACCUGAAUAUAAAAUAUACACAUGGCCUGAAAUAAUUCAACACGAUAAAAGAGAUGAUUGUUGGAUUGUAAUACAAGGUAAAGUAUAUGAUUUAUCAAAUUAUAUUUCCCAACAUCCAGGUGGUGAUAUAAUAUUAGAUGGAGCAGGUGGUGAAUGUACUUUAUGUGGUAUUCAUACCAUCCAACUUGGAUUAUCGAAAAAAAUUUACAAGAUGAUUUUUUGA